Molecule: messenger RNA, 1740 nt
Organism: Aspergillus lentulus
Lineage: Eukaryota; Fungi; Ascomycota; Eurotiomycetes; Eurotiales; Aspergillaceae
Product: SANT/Myb-like DNA-binding domain-containing protein
Biological process (GO): chromatin remodeling; negative regulation of transcription by RNA polymerase II; DNA repair
Cellular component (GO): NuA4 histone acetyltransferase complex; Swr1 complex
Molecular function (GO): transcription corepressor activity
Source: RefSeq, a predicted model, not a curated record
AUGGCCGCCGCCGAUGUGCGCGACAUGCUGGAUUUGCCCGCAGAGGGCCAGCCUCGACCUCACAAGAAACAGAAGGUGGUCGAGAAGAGACCAGAGGGUAUCACUCGCGAGCUCUACGCGCUUCUAGGCGAAAGGGCGCCUCCGAUCGCCAUCAACGAGAACAGAUACAAGGGAAGGCCGAAAUGGAUGAGCAAGCUCAGGGUGCGCCCAUGGCAAAUGACCCCCUUCACCAACAAUGCUCGAUCGGAUGGACUUGUCCUGCGUCACUGGCAAAGACAACCAGAGUCCGCAAAAGCAACGGCACUUGAAGGAGCUUCGGAGAUGGAGGUCGAUGAGGCGAAAGUGGAAGGAGACGCUGCAAAACCAGAACAGGAGUAUGCAUUUGCAAAAUACAAUGUCAAACCUCGAGUACCGAGACGCUACACGGACGAUGAAUACAACCGGCACUUGAAGAGCGAUGACUGGUCGCGGCAGGAAACGGACUAUUUGAUGGACCUUGUCGAAGAGUACAACCUCCGCUGGGUGGUUAUUGCCGAUCGCUACGAUUUCCAGCCUCAACCCAUGGACGCCGAAGCGAAUGCGACCGCGCUCGUCCCGGCUAAACGGUAUCGAACAAUGGAGCAGAUGAAGGCGCGAUACUAUUUCAUUGCUGCGUCGAUGCUCGCCCUGGAACAUCCUCCCUCAGAAAUGUCCGAAGCCGAAUUCGACCUGCACGAGAAGAUGAUGAAGUUCGACCCAGACCGCGAGCGGGCUCGCAAAGAACUUGCUGCACUCCAACUAAACCGCACCGCAGACGAAGUACGCGAGGAAGGCAUACUUUUGGAAGAGCUCAAACGCAUCACAUCCAACGAGCAAAACUUCAUGACCGAACGCAGGGAGCUCUACUCCAGACUCGAAGUGCCCAUCAGUGUGGGCAAUACUACCAUGUACCAGUCUAGCCAGGGUUUAUCCCAGCUCCUGCAAACCCUCCUCCAAGCCGACAAGAGCAAGAAGCGACGCUCCAUUCUCGGACCUGAAGCCGCCGCUCCCAGCCCCGCUGGACAAACACCUACAUCGAACGCCCCAACCAGCGCACGCGACAGCCGAGCAGAUACCCCCAGCCACGCAUCCGCCGGUCCAUCCAGCAAGAAGGGAUCAGCCGCCGUCGCCGCCGCAGCCAAAGAGCCCCCGCAAACCGUCAAGACGCUCACCCCAGCCGAAGAAGCCCGGUACGGCGUACAGCACCACGACCGUCUCGCUCCGGGCGUGCAGUUCCGAAGCGACCGCGCGCAGAAGCUCACCCAAGCCAAGUCCAACGUGCAGUCUCAGAAACUCGCCACGGCGCUGUCAGAGCUGGAGAUCCCGCCGCGUCUGCUUAUGCCUACGGAGCGCGUGUGCAAAGAAUUCGAGAAGCUUAUCCAUUCGGUCAACCUGUUGCUUGAUGCGCGCAAAGUGUCUGAGAAGAUUGAGAGUGAGAUCCGUGUUCUGGAAGCAGCCAGAGAGGAAAGAGAGCGCAAGACGAAGGAGGUCAAGGACAAGGGGAAGCCGGAGGUUAAGUCCGAAGAGGUGGAAAAUCCUGACUCUACAGCUGGAGACUCUGCUACGGCUGCUCCCGCGGCAGACGAGCGUGCGGAAAAGGGACGACAAAGUGCCGAAGAUGCGGAUCAGAGUGCGGGGGACCGCCAUGGUGUAUCCCAUAAACGUUCAGCCAGUGUACUGAGCAAUGGAAGCGAUAAGAGUACCAAGCGGCAAAAGAAAUAG